Molecule: messenger RNA, 977 nt
Organism: Arabidopsis arenosa
Lineage: Eukaryota; Viridiplantae; Streptophyta; Magnoliopsida; Brassicales; Brassicaceae
Source: the annotation of a GenBank genome assembly
AAAGAUGGGUUCCUUCGACUUGCCUCACAGUUCAUCGUUCAAGGGAGGAAGUGAAAUAUUUCUUCGGAAUGUGUUCGAGAAUAUACUGAAAACGUACCUAAGGAAGAACCCGACGGCGAAGACGAUAUGGGAACUGGUUCAGUCGUUGGACAACGAAAAGAUCUGCUACGACCACUUCACUUUCAGGACACUAAAGGUCGAUGGUUAUGGAAUAGACUCCUUGUCGAGUUUUUUCAUGGAUUAUGGAUAUAAAAUUGGAGGUGGACUUGAUUUUCCAAAUAAAAAACUACGAAUUCUUUGGUUUUCUCCUCCCGAUGUUCACGUCCCUAAUGACGGUCACGGUCUAGGCAACGGCCCUUUGCCACGACUUGUUAUAGCUGAGGUUCUUGUGGACGAACUAAGCCAUGAAUCACAGGGGAUAAUAAGGAAGUAUUUGAAACCAGAAGGUGGCAAGCAAGCGGUUCUUUCUAGUAUUUUGGGGUCUUUAAUAUGGGAGAAGCCUACAUGGACCGACUUCAAGCAACUUGCCAAAGAAAGCGAAUUUGCGGCAUGGACGCUUAUCCACGGCUACACAAUGAAUCAUCUUGAUUUUGCGGUUCAUCGAUUCAAACAUCGUUUCAGUGAUAUCAAAUUCGUCAAACAACAUCUUGAGGAAAAGGGAUUCAAACUCAACAGCGACGGAGAAAUCCUCAAAGUGAGUCAAGAUGGUCUACUAUUUCAAGUUUCAUCGAUCUCGGAAAGGCUUCCGGCAACAUUUGCAGAUGGAGUAACUGAAAUAAUCCCAGCUUCGUACAUUGAGUUCACUCAACGUCAAGUUCUUCCAGAGUUCAAAGAUGUGCCGCAUGAUGAGAUCAAAGAAUUUCAUAGACGUGAAGCUUUUGAACUCGAUAACGCCAACCACGUAAUGAAAGGCACCCGUUUCACAACCAAAUUCUAGAGCCAGACUUUUCUUGCUCGACUAAAUAUGUCAAAUUUGU